CAUUCAUUUUUAUUAAUUUUUAAUAUCCAACUAGUGGCUGGUGGGGUGGGUUGGGUUAAUUAGUCUCUAAUCAUGUUCUAUGUUUAAUACAUUUUCUUAUAAACUAUAUUUUAAAACUUCUAUCAAUAUGGUGGUGUCCAUGUUGAAUUUGGCAUCUAUACCCUUAUAGUCUCUUUUUAAGUUUUUCAAUAAUUGUACAUCAACUUGGUAUUAACCUUUUGACGAUGUCGAAUGGUCGGAGAAGGAUCCAUCUACCUGCUCUCUAAAGGUAGAAUGUAACUCUUUAACUGUUUAACAUGAUUACCAAAUAUCUAUAAAAAAAAGAAACAAAAUUAUUGAUAUAACUCCGAAAAUUUAAUAAAUAACACAUACGCAGAAGCAAAAUGGAGUACAAAAUAAAUAGGUACUGUCUUUUUUUUUUCGUGAACAACAUAAGACACUAUCUUAAAUUACCAUAAACUGUUGACUAUAUUAGCCUAUAGCCUGCCUGCGUAUAUUUUUCACUUUCUGAUUUAUCUUUUUUAUCCGCACAAAUUAUUCAGCCAAAGAAAUGUUCUCUGUUUACAACUAGUUUCUUACAAUGCACGUCUUCUUCUUCUUCUCUUUGUUUCUCAUUUUCUCCGAGACUCUUGAACACGAUAAGAAAGCUUCGCUUGUUUCUUGUCAUAGUAUCUCUUCACCGCUGGAACCAGAGCUCUCCGGUUUGUCAUCGCUGGACCGGAGUUUCAUGCCAGCCAAGACCGAGAUCGAAUUGUAUCCGUUAGAUUUCCCGGUGUUGGAUGAUACCACCUUUCUGAAGAUUCUAAGCCUUAGAAAGAACCAACUCACCGGAGACUUCCCUUGUGAUUUCAUCAAUCUCAAGAACUCGACUCAUCUCCACCGGUUCUCUCGGAGUUAAAGAGUCUCAAGGUUCUUGAUCUGCCAAUCCUGAGGCAGAUAAGGCUCAUCGUUACAAUACCCAAAUCUCUUCAAAGAUUCCAAAGUUCAACCUUUUCUGGCAACAAAAUAACCCAAAAAGGAGAAACAACACAAGACUACUUUCUUUGUUCCUUGCUAAUUCUAUCUGCAGCUUGCAUUUUGGGUGUACAAAAUGAUGAUCACCUGUUUUGGGAAGGCUAGACUCUCCGGGAAGUUGCGGAAGAGAGACUCUUCAUCGUCUUCUCCUCCAAGAAACUGGACAUCUAGAGACGAUGAUAACACUGAAGAAGAAGGAGGAAAGAUCAUCUUCUUCGGGGGAAAGAACCAUUUGUUUGAUUUAGACGAUCUGCUAAGCUCAUCAGCUCAAGUUUUGGGGAAAGGCGCCUUUGGAACAACCUAUAAGGUAACAAUGGAAGACAUGAGCACUGUGGUAGUGAAGCGACUAAAGGAAGUAGUUGCGGGAAGAAGAGAGUUUGAGCAACAAAUGGAGAUGAUUGGAAUGAUCAGGCAUGAGAAUGUAGCAAAGCUAAAGGCUUACUACUAUUCUAAAGACGAUAAACUCGCUGUUUAUAGCUAUUACACUCAAGGAAGCCUCUUCCAGAUGCUGCACGGAAACAUAGGAACGUAUGAUCGAGUACCUUUGAGUUGGGACGCUAGACUGAGAAUAGCAACUGGUGCAGCGAGAGGAUUGGCUAAGAUCCACGAAGGGAACAACGGGAGACUCAUCCAUGGGAACAUCAAGUCCUCAAACAUCUUCUUAGACUCGCAACGCUACGGCUGCAUCGGAGACAUCGGCUUGACAACCAUCAUGAGAUCUCUUCCUCGAAGGACUUGUCUUACUUCAGGUUACCACGCACCUGAAAUAACAGACACUAGAAGAAGCACUCAUUCUUCGGAUGUAUACAGCUUUGGAGUGGUUCUACUUGAGCUUCUGACAGGUAAAUCACCAGCAAGUCCAGGGGUUACAGAUGCAGAACAUGGUGGUGAGAACAUGGACUUGGCUAGCUGGAUAAGGAAUGUGGUGGCGAAAGAUUGGACAGGGGAAGUGUUUGAUAUGGAGAUGCUGAGUGAAUCAAGUGUGGAGGAUGAAAUGGUGGAGAUGUUGCAGAUAGGAUUGGCUUGCGUUGGUGUGAAGCAACAAGAACGACCUCAUAUAGCUCAAGUUGUGAAAUUGAUUCAAGACAUUCGAUCAACUGAGUGAAUGAAGGAACACAAAGUUUUGGUACCCUUAAUCCACAAACACAAAAAAAAUAAUUUUUUUUCUUCUUCAAUGAUCAUUUUUUUAAAUUCGAUUUGAACAUGAAUGUUGUUUUAUUGAUAUAUUGUUUCAGAGCGCA
Molecule: messenger RNA, 2255 nt
Organism: Brassica rapa (field mustard)
Lineage: Eukaryota; Viridiplantae; Streptophyta; Magnoliopsida; Brassicales; Brassicaceae
Product: putative inactive receptor-like protein kinase At1g64210
Biological process (GO): protein phosphorylation
Molecular function (GO): protein kinase activity; ATP binding
Source: RefSeq, a predicted model, not a curated record